This is a messenger RNA of Talaromyces proteolyticus, 843 nucleotides long. Its product is annotated as putative aspergillopepsin-2 precursor. The transcript has a single exon. Gene Ontology annotation, biological process: proteolysis. The record is from RefSeq and is a predicted model, not a curated record. Lineage: Eukaryota; Fungi; Ascomycota; Eurotiomycetes; Eurotiales; Trichocomaceae. The coding region runs from base 1 to 843 and encodes 280 amino acids. Gene Ontology annotation, molecular function: glutamic-type endopeptidase activity.
AUGAAGGUCGCUGUUCUCACCCAGGUUCUGCUCCUUGCAGCCUCUGCUAUCGCUGCUCCUGCUCCGGGCCACGGUCUCGCUGCCCGUGUUGCUCGUCGUAAGCUCGGAAAUCACCAGACACACCCCAAGAUUCCUGCUCCCAGUGCGGACUUGGAGCCGUCUGAGCUAGCCAAAGCCAAUAGCACCCAUAAUGACUACAGCAGCAACUGGGCCGGUGCCGUCCUCACUGCACCUCCUUCCGGAACCACCUUCACUUCAGUGACGGCGCAAUUCACCGUCCCAACCCCCAAGCUUCCCUCCGGUGCCACCGCCGACUCUUCCGCCUCCGCCUGGGUCGGUAUCGACGGUGACACCUACUCUGCCGCCAUCCUACAAACCGGUGUUGACUUUAAUGUCGAUACCUCCGGCACCGUCUCCUACGAUGCCUGGUACGAGUGGUACCCGGACUACGCCUACGACUUCUCUGGCAUCAACAUCAACAGCGGCGACGUUAUCAAGGUCACCGUGACCUCCAGCAGCAGCAGUGCCGGUUCCUGCGUCAUCGAGAACCUCACUAGCGGCCAACAAGUCAGCCAGGAUCUCUCAGCUCCCUCUUCGAGCUCCAAUCUCGGCGGCCAAAACGCUGAGUGGAUUGUCGAAGACUUUGACUCCAACGGCAGCCAAGUCCCCUUCGCCAACUUCGGAACCGUCCAGUUCACAGGUGCUAGUGCUGGCGUCUCCGACGGUUCUACUGUUGGCACUGACGGCGCCGACGUGCUGGACAUUCAACAGAACAACGUUGUUUUGACUAGCUCCUCGGUGCCAAGCUCAUCCGAGGUCGACGUCAGCUACGCCGGCCAUUGA